Molecule: messenger RNA, 1533 nt
Organism: Cavenderia fasciculata
Lineage: Eukaryota; Evosea; Eumycetozoa; Acytosteliales; Cavenderiaceae
Gene: argD
Product: acetylornithine transaminase
Exons: 5
Coding region: 1-1533 (510 amino acids)
Biological process (GO): arginine metabolic process
Cellular component (GO): mitochondrial matrix
Molecular function (GO): transaminase activity; identical protein binding; pyridoxal phosphate binding
Source: RefSeq, a predicted model, not a curated record
AUGACAGCUGACGCAAGAAGAGCAACACUUGUUUCCUUAUGUCACUUCCCAUCUUCACCAAAUCAAUCCAUCAAUCGAUAUGCUUCGCAAUCAUCCGUCGACGAGGCGCCCCAACUACUUUUCGACAAAAUCCCAGCAACGACAGCAGUGAUCGUUGACGACUGUCUUUAUGUGAUGGUCUCUAUCAGAACUUUAGCUAAACCCACCACUAGUUUAACCUAUUCUACUUCUUCAUCGCUUGUCAAGAAACCAGAGCUACUCGACAUCAACAUUCAUGGCUCUAAAGACACUGCAAAGAUUAUUGAUUUGCAUAACAAGGUGAUCAUGAACACCUAUGCACGUGUUCCUAACCUCGUCAUGGACCAUGGCAAAAAUGCACACCUCUACGAUGUCAAAGGUGACCGUUAUAUUGACUUUACCGCCGGUAUUGCUGUCAAUGCACUCGGUCAUGCCGACGAGGAAGUGUUGCGUGUAAUGACAGAGCAGGGUGCCAAGUUGACACACAUUUCAAACGUCUAUUUUAAUGCACCUGCCAUCGAGCUUGCUCAAAAGCUGAUUGCCUACUCAUCGUUUGACAAGUGUUUCUUUGCCAACUCUGGUACCGAGGCCAACGAGGGUGCACUCAAGUUUGCACGUCGUCACGGUCUCUCCAAGAAUCCCAACAAGAUCAACGUGAUCGCCUUCACCCACGGUUUCUCGGGUCGUUCGAUGGGCGCCCUCUCAUGCACACACAAGAGCAAGUACCGUGAGAUUUACGGCCCGCUCGUGCCGGGUAUCGCCUUUGCCGACUACAACAACAUUGAUUCGGUCAGAGAACUCAUCAGCGACAACACCUGCGCCGUCUUGAUCGAGCCUGUGCAAGGUGAGGGUGGUUUGGAAGCCGCUCGUCCAGACUUUAUGCAAGAUCUCGAAAAGUUGUGUCGCGAGCACGACGCCUUACUCAUCGUCGACGAGGUGCAAUGCGGUGUUGGUCGUACUGGCCGUUUGUGGGCACACGAACGUCUCGGCGUGCAGCCAGACAUUAUGACAUUGGCCAAACCACUUGCCAACGGUCUCCCCAUUGGUGCCAUCCUCGUCCGCGAGCAUGUCGCUCAGGUCAUUGGUCAAGGUGACCACGGUACCACCUAUGGUGGUGGUCCACUCGUCUGUGCCGUUGCCAACAAUGUAUUUGGACGUAUUGCCAACGAAGACUUUUUGCGCGAGGUUCGUGUCAAGGGUGCCCGUAUUGUAACCCGUCUCACUCAAAUUUCAAAGUCCUCUCACGGACAACCCAUCAUUGACAUUCGUACCACUGGUGGUCUCUUUGUCGGUGUUGAGUUUGACCAUCCAGUCAAGGAAUUAAUUGCCUUUGCCAACACUCACCACAAGGUACUCUUUAUCUCUGCUGGAGACAAUACCAUCCGUCUCUGUCCUUCUCUAACAGUUCCACAAGAAGAUAUUGAUAUUGCAAUUGAUGCAAUUGAAGCUUAUUUAAAAUCAAAAGAAAAAAGUAAUCAUAAUAAAUCAAUAGAUUAUAUUAUUUAUUUUGAAUAA